Marchantia polymorpha subsp. ruderalis is the source of this 2070-nucleotide messenger RNA. NCBI's taxonomy places the organism in Eukaryota, Viridiplantae, Streptophyta, Marchantiopsida, Marchantiales, Marchantiaceae. The record is from the annotation of a GenBank genome assembly.
GCUUCUUCGUCGAGACUCCACCGACUAUAAGAAGUCUCAGACUCGCUUUCAUGCCCACACACUCACUGCUUGCAGAGUGUGGACUCAGUGUAUCUCCUCGCCAAGAAAAUUCUUUACAGCCACUUGUGUGGUUGCACAGAUAUAAAAAUUAGUCAUCACUGAGUCCUGCUGCAGAAUUGAAGCGGAGCCUCUUAUAUUGCUUCGCAUAUUUGUUUGUAGCUUUUUUGUUGCAAAAAAAAUUUUCCUCUCGUCAGGAUUCCCAUACGAAAAUUGUGUUGGUUGUACAGAUCGAGGUGAAGGUUUUGUUUUCCUGUGACUGACCUCUGAUUUCUGUAUCUGAAAUCUGGAAAUUCUUCAUUCGGCGAGUGGUAAAAAACUUGUGUAGCAUAUGUUUGAAGCUCAAGUGGGUGGAUAUGGCUUCGAAGGCGAUUAUUUCGAUUGUACUGCUGCUGACCGUUCAAUGUGCAGCACUCAAUAAUCAACAAACGGGCUGGGUAACGGCGCAUUUGAAACGCCCCACGGGCUCGCACCUGCACGCGGGACGACAUCUCGGAGAAACCGCCAAGGGAGAAACUGCGACCGCAUCAUCGCGCAAUGGAUGGAGAGCGAGCCUGAUAGUCAGGAGCGCGGGGACGGAAAAUUUCACAAUAUUACAGUUGGUGCACCGGGACGUGGAGGCGAGCAUAGCCCGGGGCAAGUCCUUGGAUCGCAAGGCAAGGAAUGCACCGUACCACAAGCACAAGGGCAGGAGCAUGCUGGACUUCACCACGAACAUAGAAGCCACGCCAAACGCAUACUCCAUGGAGAUCUCUCUCGGCACGCCACCUCAGAAUUUCAUCGCCAUCGCCGACACGGGCAGCGACCUCGUCUGGCUCGAGUGCAAAGCGUGCACCGUGUGCAUCAAUGCUUCGGCGGUCUUCGACCCGUCCCUCUCUUCCACUUACAGCCCGCUGGGAUGCAACGGGUGCAAUGUCCUGGGCAGCAACGAGCUCACCUGCACGCCCAACUGCCAGUACACGUACGAAUACGGAGAUCUAUCCAGUACCCAGGGAAAUUUCUCCCUCGACACUCUCACUCUGCAGAACACGAACGGCACCUCCACGGCCAUCGACAGCUUUCAUUUCGGCUGCGGGCUUCAGAACAACGGCUCAUUCCUAGAAGUGGACGGGUUAGUCGGGCUGGCGCGUGGGCCCAUCUCGUUCCCGUCGCAGAUCGCCCCCUUCCUCAACAACGUUAACAAAUUCUCCUACUGCCUGCUCGGGCGGUACGACCCCGCCGCGGCCCGCAGCCCGCUGCUCUUCGGCGAGAGCGCCGUGCCCACGAACGUGAGCUUCACCGUGUUCACCCCCCAGCUGACGCCGUACGACCCCAGCGUCCUCUCGUUCUACUACGUCAACCUGACUGACAUCUCGGUUGGCGGCGCGGCGCUGAACAUCCCGGCCUCGGCCUUCGCCAUCGACACCCAGGGCAACGGCGGCGUGAUCUUCGACUCCGGUACCACGGUCACGCUCCUCAACACCGUCGCCUAUCGCAGCGUCGUCGACACCUUCACGUCGCAGAUCGACACCACGUACCCCCGAGUCAACCUCUUAAGCCUGACGGGGCUCGAGGUGUGCUACAACACUACGGCUUUCUCGUACGUGAAUGUUCCCACCGUCGUCUUCAAAUUUGAUGGCGCGGACUUCGACCUGCCGUUCCAGAACAUCGUUCUUCUCUUAAAUUUCACCGACACUGAAUCCGCCAUGUGCUUGGCGAUGCAGGAGUCUCAGGGAAUGAGCAUUUUCGGCAGUGUUCAGCAGCAGAAUUUCCAAGUGCUCUAUGAUGAAGAUAAUUUACAGAUCGGCUGGGUACCCACGGACUGCCAGACCUUGUAGGCAGAUUGAAUCUCGGUGCUGGCCAUUACUGUAGCCGUUUUCUCUAUUAUACUAGGAUAUAUUCUCUAGCCCUCACCACCGUGCCGUAUACCUUGCCUUUCGUUUCUUUUAUACAAACGGUACAUGGUGGUAAAGCUAAGAUCUCUGACUCCUAUUCUCUGCACGGAAUAAAUCUGAGAUAUCUGUCUCUGUCCCG